CGGCCUAUAUAAUCCAUUCCGACCGGGGCCAUAUUUGUUGGGGUUGUCUUAGAAUUUGUGUUCCUGGAUCGUUUUCUAAAUUUUCUAUAUCUGUUUGCUCUGAAAACAUGCAGGCUAUAAAAUGUGUAGUUGUUGGCGAUGGGUAAUACAUGUUUAUUUUUAUUUCUAUAUUAAUUUUGAGAAAGUAUACAACCAAAAUGAAAGGAAAAGGGGUAAAAAAUGGGGUGACGACAGUGUUGUCGUGUUCCUGGGUCCAAAAAGUAGUAGGAGUAAGAAGAAUCACCAAUAAUGUGUUCACUGUAUCUAAAAUUUAAUCAUAAAUUGUAUACUCCUUUUAUUUAAGUUAUUUAUUUAACACCAUGAAGCCCUUUUAGGUGUUUCUAUUGGCUCUAAAAGUAGAUUAGUUUAGUCUGAUAGUGUUGUUGGGCCAGUGUGAACUACUACUAAGUUAGAAAAAAAACUAAGUCAAAGUCCCUUCUUAGUCUUUAGCUUUAGGGUUAAGCCCAACUUAGUAAAGUUAAAAGUACUAAAUCUAGUGACUAACCAAAAAAUAUUAUAUUAAUAUUAUAUACUAUAAUAUUAAUAUACUUUAGUUGACUAUAACUUAUAGUUAUAAGUUAUAACCUAAAUGCUCAGGCGACUGUGAAUUUAUCCUCACUGGUAUUAAAAUAUUAUGCCAUAACUUGAUAUAUAUUAAUAUUAAUAGGCAACAUUGACCUUUAAAAAUAUAGGUGUAUUAUACUGUAUUGUAGUGUAGCCUAAGAGUAUCAACUGCCAGUAUUAAUAUUAUGACCACUCAGUAUUACUGAGUUUUAAGUAGGCUAAGUCCAACAAUGCCAGUAGACUAUGAUAUCCAGGGAUAAAUAAAUAAUAUAAAACAACUUUAAUAUUUAAAAAUAUAGGCUAUCAUUCAAUUGAUCCACAUAAGCAUCUUAAUAUUUUUUUCAAAAGAACGCCUGCCAGACAGAUAUACUCUCAGCAUAACCACAAAUAAUUUUUUAUUUUUGAAAAACCAUUGUGCCGUUAUAUUUUUUUUUGUCUCCUGGAGAAAUGCUACGAAUAUAACAUCGACAUACACCAACUAUAUGUGGAUUACAAAACAGCAUACGAUAGCAUAAACAGGAAUUACUUAUACAAUGCUUUACAAGAACUUGGAGUCCCUAACAAGCUUACUCGGCUCAUACACAUGACAAUGGCCAACUCCAAAAGCAGAAUCAAGGUUCAGGGAGAAUAUUCUAGGGAGUUCAUAGUUAAUCGGGGCCUCAGACAAGGAGACUCACUAUCAUGUAUCCUGUUUAACAUCACGCUAGAAAAAGUUAUUAGAAGCAUUCACAUUAGCACCAGUGGAACCAUAACAAACUAUUUCCAGAGAGAUACUACAGAGCAACGACCAUCAGGAACCUUAUAUAGCCAACCAUUUAUUAGCACCAGUGGAACCAUAACAAACUAUUUCCAGAGAGAUACUACAGAGCAACGACCAUCAGGAACCUUAUAUAGCCAACCAUUGCAGUACCUGGCAUAUGCAGAUGAUAUAGCACUACUGGGUAGAAACCGUAAUGACAUAAUUAAAGCAUUCAGGGAACUUGAAAAUGCCUCAUUCAAAGCUGGCCUUGAUAUAAAUGAACCGAAGACAAAAUAUAUGAUAAUGUCAAGAAACUCCCAUGCUGAUAAUAACAUCAAUAUAAACAACCACAAAUUUGAGAGAGUGGCCACAUUCAAAUAUCUGGGGGCAACUAUAAAUGAGCACAAUGAGAUAAUGUCAGAGGUGAAAGAAAGGAUAACAGCAGGCAACCGUUCGUAUUUCAGUCUACAAAAGCUACUGGGAAACAAAAACUUAUCAAGGGGAACAAAGAAGACAAUAUACACCACCAUCAUAAGACCUGUAGUAACGUACACUAGUGAGACCUGGGCCCUCACCAGAAAAGCAGAGAACCUGCUCAACACAUGGGAGAAGAAAAUCCUCCGCAAAAUAUACGGACCAGUGAUAGAAAAUGAUAUCUGGAGAAUACGUACAAACCAAGAACUUUACUAUUUGUACAGAGAACCACCCAUAGUCACAAUGAUAAAAAAAGGCAGAAUACCUAAGGAUGCCGGAAUGCAGAGCAGCCAAAAUUAUAUACAGGCAGAAGCCUAGGGGCAGACGACUCAUCGGUCGCCAAAGGAUGAGGUGGAUUGAUGAUGUGGAGACAGAUUUACACCAGUUGGGGGUUCGAGCAUGGAGACGGAAUGCCAUGGAUCGCUCCGAAUGGAAGGAUGUGGUGGAGCAGUCCAGGGCCCUACAUGGGCUGUCGUGCCAUUGAUGAUGAUGAUGUUGUGCAAAAAUAAUGUUAAAUGUCCUAGUCCUAGCUUUAAAUUUUAAAAUAUCCUCCUGAUUUUAAAUCUGAAAAAAAAAAUGGUUUGACUAAUAGGCCUAUAUAUCUAUGCUGUGGCCGUGGCUGCCGCUUAGGCCCGUGCUUCUUUGCUCUGACUAGCCUAGACUAUAGGCAUAGGAUACUUUUAGGCCUAUCUCCUACUAUCUUCUUUAAUUAAGUAUAUGUAGGCCCAUCCUAUGUGAGGCUUUAGCUAUAUAAAAUAAAAGUGCCGUUAUUAUAAUAAAUUUCUUAACAAAUUUCAUAUUUUAAAACCUAAACUUAUAUGUAUUCUUAAUUAAAUUAAUUCCAUGCAGUAAUAGUUAAUUAACAAUAAAUAUUUUUACAGCUAACUUCUUUUUUAUUUGAUUUAUAAAGUAUCUUUGAACAGCGCCCAAUAAUUAGUACAAAGCUCUGAAUGAUCUCUCAAGUUGUUUUUUUUUCUCCCUAUAUGACUAUAUGCAAAAUUCGUUAACUCUAAGUUGGUAUGAUAAAUGAAAUUUUCAAACAGAAGGCAUGUUUAAAAAAAAAUGAAAUUCUGGGGGGUGUUCAACAUAAUAAAACGAUUCCGUUUUGGUCUGGAAGCCCAAAAUUUAUUUUUUUCUAAUAAUACUAAUAUAAGCUAUAUAAAUAUAAUUUCAAACAAAUGCUGCUGCAGGGUGAAUGGAUCUAGAUCAAACUUAGUACACAAGCAUUCGAUUAUCUGUAUUCAAAUACUGAAGAGUACUGAACUCCACUCCUUUGGGGCUGGGUGUCCCCAGUUUAAUUUUUCCUUAUUUAAGCUAUAUAAAUACCAGUAUGCUUAGACAACAAUUUAGGUCUCUACAUGAAUUGAAGGACAUUAGUCGAGCUUUGUAGCUGUAUACUUCAUUAUUGAUAUUUAAAUAAGGGUGGAUUUAAUAGUAGUCUAAUAAUAUUCACUCCAUUCUGGGCUGGUCUAGAAUUUUUCAGAAAAUUCUACGAUUUAAUAAUUUAGAUCUCCAGCAUUUUUUAACUGGAGAUUUUAAUCGGACAACAUUUAGUUUCAUUUUUAAAUUUCUGAUAUAAUAAAUGUUAUUGUAUUUACAUUAAUAAGCAUCAAUAUAUAAUACUUUAAUUUAAAUUUGAUUCCUAUUUUGCUUUUUGUGCCAAUGGCUUCAGUUUGAAAAUUUAGCAUACUAACUUAUAAGUAAUACAAGUAAAAAAAAUCUGGCUUAAAGGAUUUUUAAAAAAUGGAGAGUUCGUUGACGUGGGACUAAGUAGUAGUGGGGGCUGUUAAACGACAAUUAAGAAAAUAAAUAAAAAUAAAAUUUUGCCCAGUAUAAUUUAGUAUUAGCUAAUUAUUAGCCUGUAGUUUAUUAAUAAAGAGUACACAUAGGUUUACAUGUGAAAAUAUAAAAUUCGUUAAGAAAUAAUAUAAGCAUCUGAACUGCACUUUUACAGCUAUGUAAUAAAUUAAGCAGUGUCGUGUUAAGGGCAAUAUGGCAUAUCAAGUUAAACAGCUUGAUAAACUUUUAUAUUUACCUUAUAUUACUACAGUACAUAUAAUGUGAAAAAUUGAGGGUUAAAAAAAGCUUCUUAAAAAUAGGGGUUCACAUUGUAUACACACAUGUAAGAAAUUUUUCAUAACAGGUAAACGAUAUAACUUAAUGCCUAUGCAACCAAAUCUUCUUGGCCUGCUCAUAUUCAGGGACUGAGCGAACAUCCUGUCUGCGACUAACAGCAGUCAUUUAAGUAGGAUCCCUUUGACGGGAUAUUAGCAUAGUUGAAUUGGUAUGACCACAGUUUAUUUUAAAUAUUAUGAUCAAUUAAAAGAUUUUGACAUAAAAAAAUAUUUUUUUUUUAGUGAAUUCAUGUUGUAUAAAUGAUUAAUGAACAAAAUUAACAGAUUGCAUUAUACAUGAACAUGGCAUUUAAGUUGUUGUUUUUUUAAAAACAAAAGUUAUGGUUUAUGGUGGGUAGUGUUUAUAGGACAGUAAUAUACAGUAGUUUACAAUGAAUAGGCUACUUAAAAUAACUUGUGAUUUUGCAACUUCCAGCAAUAGCCACACUAUCAUUUUCUUGAAGUUGCCAAUGUCAUUAAAAAGUGUAAAUGAAAACUAAUUUAAGUUAGCCACUGACCACGGUCAUUCAGUGCCACAUGAAUAAAAAUGUAAAAGGUACCAGUAAUGAUUAGAGUUAAAGCUUCAAUACUUAGGUCUAGGCCUUUAACUUUACAACCUAAUUUUAUAACUUGAUGUUUGACACAUACAGUGACAAAGAGUUGGCCUAAUUUUUACAAAAAUAUUUUUAUGACAUCUAUGCUUAUUCAUAGUUAAAUUAAUAUUAUUUAAUAGGCUACGGUAAUGGAUAAUGAUUGUUAAAAUCACGGCCACACCAUUUUAAAUCAGAAAGUUUUCCAAAAUCAGAAAAUAUAUUGUUUCUAUAUUUUAAACAAGUUGCGUUAUGAAUUAUUUUGUGAAUUUUAGCAGUUUAUAUAACCAUAGUAUUUAACGACAAAAACUUGAGACAGACUUUUUGAACACAACUUAAUUUAGUGGUACCAAAUUUGUAUUUAAAGGUCAUUCACAAUGCAAAGUACAACAAAUAGGCCUUGAAAAUUUUUUUUUAACUUUUUGAAAUUAUUAUAAAUAAAAUGAAAAAAACACAAAAAAACUAAAUGCAACUUAAAUUCCCCUCUCUAAUAGUAUCAGGGAUUAAACAACUUAUGGGGAUGCUUCACUUUGUGAUAUUUUGAACCAAACUUCACUUCAAAUCUUUUUCUUGGUGGUGUUGAUAAAUCAUGCAAUUAUGGGCCAAAAUAACUUAGUCUAAGUGAUAAGUGAUUUAAAAGUUAACCUAAUUUUUUUGUCUGCAAUAGUUUUGCAAGGCCAUUAGCUGACUUCACAGUAAAUUCAUUUGCAACAUCAGGUUAUUUCAAGACUGAACCACCACUUAAUCCUAAAUUUUCAGUUAGCUGAGUUAGGCCUAAACAAGUAAAUGGAAAAAAAUUGGUAAUUCUUUCACAUGUUACAUCACAUUUAAUGGUAUCCACUGACUGUAACAAAACUACAAUUUAUGACCAAUGUUCCCUCUAAGGCAGUGGUUCUCAACCUUUCUAAUGCCGCGACCCCUUUAUACAAUUCCUUAUGUUGUGGCGACCCCCCCCCCCCCCCCCCCCCCAUCUUACAAUUAUUUUCGUUGCUACUUCAUGGCUGUAAUUUUGCUUCUAUUAUGAAUCUUAAUGUAAUAUAUGAUGUGCAGUAUGUUUUUUCAUUGUUACAAAUUGAACAUGAUUAAAAGAUAGUGAUUAAUAACACACAAAAAAUAGGUAAUUAUAUAUUGUGAAAUAUUUAUGUAUAAUUACAGAUAAAUGAGAUUUUGUCUUGAAGCAUAGUGUAGCAUGGUAACAGUCUUAAUUUAACAAGAGUAAACUUUAUUGGUAUAUUUUGCGACAGUAUGCGUAAAAAGUCAACGUCAGUGCGAAGGUUAAGAUUGCUUCUUUCUUACCAAAUCAGAAAUGCUCGGGGCAGUCUUUGCAAGAGCACUAACCUUUUCCAAGAGAUCUUAUGAUCUUUCAGAAAUAAACCGUGUCAAAUACAUCAUGUGCAGUAGUUGUCGUUUCAAGAGGUUUGCUAAAAAGAAACUCAUCUUUAAAGCCGCCAUCAUUAAUAUACCUCACGUAAACUAGUAACUGUGAACAGUUUGAAACGUCUGUAGCUUCAUCAAACUGGAUACUAAAUAUUGGGAGUGGAGCAGAUUUAAUUUCCUGGAUUACCUGAUAAAGAUAAGUCAACUGAUAUGUCAUCUAUGCUGCUGCGGACACUGUCGUUAGAUAAGGAAAUUGCACUCAAUUUUGUAACAAAUUCAUCUCCGAUCAUAACUCGAGCAAUGUCUUUGGCCACUGGCAACAGUAACUCUUCAGCAAUUGUUUGAGGUGUCAUAGCUAUGGCGAUUCUGAGUGCCUCCAAAUAUGAAGAUUUAACGGCUGCUACGUUUUGUUUGUGGUACUUGCCACCAGUGUCAAGUCUGGCUUUCUGGAGUCCAUCGGUCUUACUUCUAAAAUAGUUUGUAGCCUUGCCGGCAAAGUUGGGAUGCUUGCUAUCAAAAUGGCGUUUUAGUUUGUUCAGCUUCAAAGAUAUUCGGCUGAUAGAACUUCACAGCCAAUAAGACAUUGUGAUUGAAAACAAUGAAAACAUAGAUAUAUGCAUACGAGCAUACUUUUUAUUUUGCGUUUUAUUUUUUGAUUUUAUCACUAUUAUCAGACAAUCAUCAUUCGUCAGAGGCAAUUUUUAACAGAGACAUAACUUAGUAAGACAGCAUUGCUGAGCUUACACUCACACAGGCACUGUAGUACUGAUUGCAGGCGAAACUUAAUCCUAAACCGAUAUUUAUUUUUGCUUUCAAUUUUCACUUCAAGCCUAUCAUAAUUAACAAUAGUAGCAUUUAUUGUCCGGUGUUAUUUCAGCAUCGGAAAUUUGACCUAUAUUCUUUAUUUAUUUACGGUUUCCUUACUUGCCAUUGGUUAAUUAAGCCUAUCACGUGAUACUUAGGGGAGUCACUUUGAUUUUUUUCUUCUACAUUUUCACUGGACAUGUCUGAUUCUUCCAAAGUAUGCAUUAUUUAUAAUCUACGAUUACCCGUUGACGAGCUGACGGGUGCAGUAUUUUUCACUGUCGGUUUAGGCUUUAUUAUGGGGUGAAUGAAUCAAGGGGGAUGAUAUGUCUAUUUUUUUGGCGCAACCAAAUCAAUCGGUUUCUAAGAACAUCGGCAUCGGAAAUGUAUGUUUUCCAAUGGUCUUAGGCGACCCCCGAAGGGGUCGCGACCCACAGGUUGAGAACCGCUGCUCUAAGGUUUGUUGGUUCGUGUGCAAAAUCAUAAAGUUGUGUGCAAAUUUUUACAGCAUCAAUUUUUUUUUGUGUGCAAAAUUUUACAGCCUACAGACACAAACAUACACUUAGUGGAAAUUAGCUGCGCGUACUCAAAACUGCUGCGCGGCGUCUGUGAGAUUGCUGCACAGCUUAAAGGGAACGUUGCUUAUGACUAUUUGCAACUAGGCAUCCACCUCGCUCCCCUUUCCUCUCUCUCCCCACUUUUAAAGCCCAAGAUCAACCGAAUGACAAAAACACUACAAUCACUGCAUCAAGAUAUGGCAUUCAUUCUUUUUUUAAGUUGCUAAUUUGUUUAAACUCAUCAUUUGUUGUUUAAAUAUGUAAACUAUAAUUUGUUUUUAAUUUGCUCAUGUCUAAAAUUUACUAAUUAGUGUCUUUUUAAAAAAUUUACAGUGCUGUCGGUAAAACAUGUUUACUUAUCAGUUACACUACCAACGCCUUUCCAGGAGAGUAUAUCCCUACUGUGUAAGUACCUGUUUCUAGAUGUCUUAGUCUUCGUCAUUUUAUACUUUCGAAGUUAGAGUCAAACUUCACCUGAAAAGGGGAAAUUAAGCUAGAAAAUAAUGUUUCUAUAUUGCAUUGAUUUUUUUGUGGUAUAAUUUAAUUAGCUAUUAGUAUAUUUACCUACAAAAAUUUUUUUUGUGGCUGACUUAAAUUUCAGAACAUACAAAUUCAAUAGUGCCCCCACAAAAAAAAAUUAAAAAUCAAUGAUUUCAAAACUAGUAGCCAUAUUUAUCUGAAAAUUUAAAACAUACUUCAGUUAAUUGUUAUUUGCUUGAAGAUUGGAACUUCAGUGAAGUUGACCUGUGGAAAAAAACCCCCCCCCCCCCCCCCAUCUGGAUUUAAUUUAAUAUGGAAUAUUAGGGUAUCACUAACAUUGCAAUAGAGUAAUAUGAAAUUUUAUCACCUUAUAUUUGUGACUUCUGAUUUGACUUUUUACAAAUUUUUAAAUAGUUUUGACAACUACUCGGCAAAUGUUAUGGUAGAUGGUAAGCCAAUCAACCUUGGGCUCUGGGAUACUGCUGGUCAGGAAGAUUAUGACAGACUGCGUCCAUUAUCUUAUCCUCAAACAGUAAGUAUUAUCUUCACAUUUGUCCAUUAUGUGAAAAAUGUCUCAGCUCUGUCAAAUAAUUUUUUAAUCUUAUUACCAAUGAUUGAAAAAAAGUCAAAUAUAGGCAAAAGAUUUUGAUGGGUGGGAGGCUGCCAAUUUUUAGAUAUUUUUCUACUGUUUAAAAAAAAAAAAAAUUACUGAUGAUUGAUAACCAUUCAUAUUUGUGUAGAAAAGUUUAGCUCAUGCAGGAUCUAGACGAAACUUAAUAAUAUAAUGAACAUUUUCACAAUAGUCUGUAAAGUGCAUUCCAUGAAAUGGUGAAAUAGAGUGAUUUAUGCAUGUUGACUUUUCUUUGCCUAGGUUUAAAGUCUAUUUCAAUAUUUUUAUUUUUUGGACAGUGUUUUAAAGAAUUUUAAACUUUUCAAAAUUAAUAAUCAAAAUUUAAAAAAAUUAGGAAUAUAAUUUUUUUUAAAGUAUAGCAUUUAUAAAUUUCAUUUUUUAUAUAAUAAGACAGUAAUUAGAGUGAGCUACCCUUAGUAGCUAGGCUCUCUGCGCUUCACAUAAAAAUUAGCAAUUACAGAAACGUAUACAUUUAAAGCAACAGUUGGUGAAAAUGGAGGAGUCUUCUGGUCAGAAAUUUUUGUUUUGCUAAGCCACAUUGACGCAGCACAGAGUAGCUUGUCCUAAUUAGGAAGAUUGUGGUUUGAAAUCUUUGUUUAAAGUCGUCUUGUUGCAGCUGUUGUUUUUACCUUUCCAUUCGAGCGGGAGUGAAGUGCUGGUGGUGUUGUUUUGAAAUAUUAACACCCCCCAAUAUGAAUGAAAAAAGGUUUAAUGAAUCCUGCAGCAUUAUUUAUUUAGACCAUCGGUUCCCAUUGUGUAGUACUCAUACCCCUGGGGGUACACAACGGAUCACUUGGGAUUAAGUAAAAAUUAUAUUGAUAAUGGCAGAAAAAUGGAGAUAAAAAUAAUUAAUUUUAACCCUUUUAUUUAUGAGAAGCUAUAUUUCAGUAUUUGGCUAUAUCAACAACAAAUUUUAUUCCCUAAAUAAGUUUUGAAUAAAAUUAAUGAGAACACUAUAUAAUAUUAAAGGCUGGUGAUGGUUUUUAAUUUUAUGUCCAAAUAUAUUGCAAUGUUUAUUUUUGAGAUUCUUUUCAAAUAGGAUAUUUUGUAUAAAUUGCAUUCAUACCAACCUGUGUGGAAAAAAAAAUAAUACAAGUCCCUGAAAAUACUGUUUGACAAAAUUAAAUAAAUGGACCCCAAAAAAAUCAAAAUAAGUUUAAUUUAGCAAUUUUUCAUUAUUUUAUGAAUGUUUUGAAUGCAUGAAUUAAAAAAUGAAUAAUCUCCCCUUCGCUACCAUACACAUUUAAAAGUUUACAUCAUUCACAAAUGGAUAGAUCACAUCAUUUAAAUGUUUCAAGUCCGAUUGUUUUUUAUGCUCCCUUCAAAUAAUAUAACAAGUUAAAGAUUCUUUAACUGAUCCAUAUGAAUGGAAAUGUUUUUUUAUUACAUUGUGCAUAUUCAUUUUCAGCACAUAGUUAAAUACAUAUUUUAAGCAAGUCAGCAUUUUAUAAUUAUGUCAUGAUUUAAUUUUCUAAUUUUUUUUUUUUUUUUUAAUCGGUUUUAAAGGACUCCAGUGUCUGGUUGUUAAGAUGUUAAAUUCAGUCAUGUCACUGUAAUACUAGGAAAAAUGACCAUAAUAUUAUAUACUUAUAAUUAUUAUAUAACAUUACUGACAAUUUUAACACAGCAUCAAAGUUACAACUAUCAACCACAAACCCCAGUUUGAUAGCAGUAAAAAAAAACAACUGAUAGGACUAAGACUAACUGUUUUCAAAACUGAUGAUGGAAAAUUAGUUUAAAAUGUUUAAAAUCACUUUAGUAUUUAAAAAAAAUUAUAUCAGUGAAUAUCACUUUAAAUUACCAUUGACAGUUUAAUAUAAUUUUUUUUCUGUUUACAUUUUAGGAUGUAUUUCUUAUAUGCUUCUCACUGAUCAGUCCUACCAGCUUUGAGAAUGUUAGAGCUAAGGUAAGAUUUUUAUUUGUAUGGUAAUAUUUAAGUUUUAUAGAAAAGUACAGUUCUAUGUUCAGACCUGUUUACCCUCAAACCCUUAAAAUCGUACAAUAUCAUCAUAUAAUCGUUCAAUACAUUCUCUUUAUAGAGCAAAAACAUGCUCUAUAUAUAAUGUAUACACCUCAAAAUCGUACAUUGUACGCCAAAAUCGUAAGAGUAAACAGGUCUGUAUGUUGGUAAUUUUUUAUUUUCUAUAAAAUUUUACAUCAUUGAAACUACCUUAUUUCAAGUGAUUUUUUUUUUUAAUGUCUCAUAGAAAAUGUAAUUAUUUUGGCAUAUGAACCCUUCUGAAAAGACUAAGGAAACAUCAAUUAAUCUUCAGAUUUGUCUAAGCUUGCCAUUUUGGCUAUUGAUCACAGCUGAUCAGCUUUUUGAUAUCAGAAAAAGAUGAUAUACAUGUGCCAUUCAUAUCGUUCUCUCUCUCUCUCUCUCUCUGCAUCAGAAUUUUAUCAAUUAGUUCUGGAAUUUCAGUUUUAGAAUGGUAUCUCUCUUAAAAAGUAGUAAAAAUUAAAAAUUAAUUUGUUUAAAAUAAGUAUAACAUAAAUUACCUGCUAAAAUUUGCUAAAUCUUUCACUGCCUAUUAUACUUAUGAUUUCUUAAAAUUUAUUUUUUUACUAUUAAAAUAAUCCUUAAAGGUACGUUCACACUGUGGAUUUGUUGCAGCCAUAGAUCUGGGUAGUGAAUCCAUGUUAAGAAUCCACUGAGACAGAUAUCCAACGUAGGUUUUCACACUGAGCAGGCACAACAAUGGCAUCUGAUGCAGAUCUUUUUUUAUAUUUAUCAGUUUUAAAUUUGUGUCCUAGCGCUACAGUCGGCAACCUGCUGCUGCACAUGGCCCUUAAAUGAAUUUUUUUUUAAAUUUUCUUUUAAUAUGAUUGUACAAAUGCAGGGAAAAAUUGAAACGUACAAUUUUAAAAAAUCUGUCUAAAACAAUAAUUUCAAACUUGAAAUUUAAUUAGUUAAUAUUCAAACAAAUAUGGCUACUUUCAAAUUUUAAAAAUUUUAAACAAGUCAGCUUAAAAUAAACUUAUUAAUUUUUUUUUGUACAUUAUUUUUUACUGUUUGCUUGCUACUCAACUGUCCACUGAUGACAACUCAUGCACAAUUAUUAAAAAAAUCUAGCUAGGGCAAUGCAACCAUGUUGCGCAUACAAAAUACAGGAAGAGGUGAAUAUUCUACAAUAAUAAAUCCAUAUGGUGCUCCAUGUAUCCACCAUUUAUUAUGGGGUGAGAAUAAAACCUGUUAUCUUUUCAAAGGGAUUUAAUAAUCAUGAUACUGACGUUUUGUUUGAUCUCCAUUAGUUAUGUCCCUGUGUGCGGAUGAGAUCCACAUAUUAUAGAUGAAUGGAUUGUUUCUGUAUAUUGCCAGUCAACAAUAUACAUCAAAAAAAAAAAUCGAACUUAUUAGCCCAAGUUUUUGUUUCAGUGAAUAGCAAGUUGUCAACAAAAACUGACAAUCCCAGUAAAAGAAAAUCUGCCGUGUGAACGUACCUUGAGUAACUUUGAAUCUUACAAAAAUUUUAUGGGCACAAUUUCACUACAUUAUUUUAAAAGAACCAAUUAAAAAAUUCAUAUUUGUUAUAAAUAGUAAAUAACACCAAAAUUGUUAAGACAAAAUGUUGUCUCUCACAUUUAGAUUAUUUUGUGUCCUAUCAUUUUCAGAUUUGUAUUUCUCACUUAAACCAAAACUAGAUUAGAGAUCUAUUAUUUUUAUGUAUAAUGUUUAUUUUAAAUAUGCAAUUAAUAAAGGUUUCUUUUUUUAAAAGUUUGUUUAACAGUUGUACAAAAAAGUAAAUACUGUUAAAUCAGAGUUAGUCAAGUUUAAAAGUUUACGAAUUACAUAUUUUGGUUAUUGAUGUCCAUUAAGCAUUUGAAUUUAAAAUGUAAUUAUUUAUUUUUAAUUUAGUGGUUCCCAGAAGUCAGCCACCACUGCCCCAAUACUCCCAUUAUCCUAGUUGGGACCAAACUUGAUUUGAGAGAAGACAAGGAAACCAUUGAAAAACUUCGUGAGAAGAAAUUAUCUCCCAUCACAUACCCUCAAGGAUUGGCCAUGGCCAAAGAGAUUGGUGCCGUAAAGUAUCAGGAGUGCUCAGCAUUGACGCAGAAAGGGCUGAAGAAUGUUUUCGACGAAGCCAUCCGCGCCGUGCUGUGCCCUAAACCAAAACCCAAAAAGAAGAAAGCCUGCAUGAUUUUGUGA
This is a messenger RNA of Lymnaea stagnalis (great pond snail), 12516 nucleotides long. NCBI's taxonomy places the organism in Eukaryota, Metazoa, Mollusca, Gastropoda, Lymnaeidae. The record is from the annotation of a GenBank genome assembly.